AAAGCAGUUUGGUCAGAUAACUCAAAGCUCAAUGCUGGACAAACCAGUCCACCAACUCUUGGGGAUGGUUGUGGGUGUGGAUUGACCUUCCAAAUGGCCCAGGGCAAUCUGGUGCAGUGAUAGCAGGCUAAUUGGGAAUCGUGGACGAGACUACUGAGAGAUCUCCUUCUCAGGUCCAGAUUAUUUGAAGGACUGUAUUGUCCCAUAUGCCUGUGUUUUGAGCUGUUUUGAGGAGGCCCUUCUCUCUCUGAGCAAUCUAAAAGACACAUUUGGUGGAAACACGGGAGAGGACUUUCCCACUGGUUGCUCCCAGGAUCUGGAACUCACUUUCAAGAGAAGCUAGAUUGGUACUCACUUCAUUAUCUUUAUACAAACAGAUAACCUAAGUGAGGAUUCUGAAUUCAGAGAGCCUUCUCUUGUUCCGAGAAGUAUCAUGGCUGAACCAGAUUACAUAGAUGAGGACAAUCCUGAAUUAAUUAGACCCCAGAAACUAAUUAAUCCUGUAAAAUCAUCCCGAAAUCAUCAAGACCUUCACAGAGAACUCCGUAUGAAUCAGAAAAGGGGUCUAGCUCCUCAAAACAAGCCAGAGCUGCAAAAGGUGAUGGAAAGACGAAAAAGAGACCAAGUUAUCAAGCAGAAAGAAGAAGAGGCACAGAAGAAGAAAUCAGACUUGGAAAUAGAGCUACUCAAACGACAACAGAAACUAGAACAGCUUGAACUGGAGAAACAGAAGAUCCAGGAAGAGCAGGAGAAUGCGCCUGAAUUUGUCAAAGUGAAAGGCAACUUGAGGAGGACAGCCCAAGAUUCGGCAGAAGCUCAAAACUCCUAGAGGAGGAAACUCUUUCAGACUUGAAGCAAUUCCCUCGGUUGUUGCAGGGAGGGACUUCUGCAAAAUAUCUCACUCAUUUGCCCUGAAUUUGGGUGAAAAUUGUGGUUCUUUACAAGGUCAAUUACUGGAACCCUCUGUGGCCUAAUGACUACGCAGCAGAUGAAACUCCGCCAAGAAUAUCACUAUGGAGAUCAGUGGAUAAACAAGCAACCUGUUGUCAGUCGAAAGACUUGUCCAAAGUACUUGACCAGGGAAAGAAUUUGAUUUGUUACAUUGCUUGCUUAUUCCUGAUCUAAGCUUAGUGGGCAUCUCAGGCUAGUGUGGAUAGAUAUUUUUUUGUUCCUACUUUGUGAAGUUCUGCCAUGCAGAAGAACAAAGUUUUCUGAAACCACUUCUCUGUACAUCCUGUGUGGAAAGCCUGCUUCAAAAAUGAACAGUGCUCUCCCCAUCCCCAGUCUGUAGUGUAGUUUCCUUUAGACUUGAAGUUGGAUGUAUUUUGUCCAAUGCUAGUGUGUGGGCAGUACAUCAUGGGUCCAAAACACACUGUAGAAAUAAUCCAGUGUGAGACUGCUUUAACUGCAUUGGCUCAAUGCUAGGGAAUUCUGGAAACUGUAGUUUUGUGAGACAUUUAGCCUUCUCUGUUAGAGAGCC
This is a messenger RNA of Sceloporus undulatus (fence lizard), 1480 nucleotides long. RefSeq names its product family with sequence similarity 107 member B (gene FAM107B). Lineage: Eukaryota; Metazoa; Chordata; Lepidosauria; Squamata; Phrynosomatidae. The transcript is spliced from 4 exons. Bases 434 to 829 code for a protein of 131 amino acids. The record is from RefSeq and is a predicted model, not a curated record.